Molecule: messenger RNA, 357 nt
Organism: Rodentolepis nana
Lineage: Eukaryota; Metazoa; Platyhelminthes; Cestoda; Cyclophyllidea; Hymenolepididae
Source: the annotation of a GenBank genome assembly
AUGUCUGAGGAGAAUCUUAAGUGGUAUAUAGAAACGGGGGACGUUAAUGGUUUUGAAAGGGCCAUAUCUAAGUUUAAUGAUGUAAACCAAGAUAUUGGAAAUGGAAGAAGGCUUAUCCACAUUGCUGCUGAUUAUGGGCAGUCGGAAAUAAUCGAGAUUUUAAUAAAGAAAGGUGCAGAUGUUAACGCUAAAGAUGGUUUUGGGAUGACUCCUCUAAUCGCGGCUGUGUAUGAAGAUCACCCGAAAUGCGUCGCAGUUUUAUUAAAAUAUAAAGCUGUUAUCACGUCAGACCCCAAAGGAAAAAAUCUUUGCGACUGCACAGAUUCUCAGGAAAUCAAAAGCAUGCUUUCAAAAUAA